This is a messenger RNA of Echinococcus granulosus, 1662 nucleotides long. Its product is annotated as JNK-interacting protein. The record is from RefSeq and is a predicted model, not a curated record. Gene Ontology annotation, cellular component: cytoplasm. Gene Ontology annotation, molecular function: kinesin binding; MAP kinase scaffold activity; signaling receptor complex adaptor activity. The transcript is spliced from 9 exons. Bases 1 to 1662 code for a protein of 553 amino acids. Gene Ontology annotation, biological process: vesicle-mediated transport. NCBI's taxonomy places the organism in Eukaryota, Metazoa, Platyhelminthes, Cestoda, Cyclophyllidea, Taeniidae.
AUGGAAUCAGUUACGGAUUCAUCAUCAAAUUACCUCUCUUCCCAUGUUCGAAACACUGCUUCACUCGUGUAUUCCGAAUUCGAGCGCCUUGUAGCACGGUACGGAGAGGGGGUUGUUGACGGAAUUGUGCCCAUCAUGAUACAAACCCUUGAACAAGUUGACCAGUUACAUGAAGCUAACGAGCUAUUGCAAGCAUCCUGUGCCCAGGAUGGGCUGAGAGUAGAGUCGUUGACUUUGAAAUUAGAUCGUGAAAUCAAAGCUAGGCGCGCAGCAGAGGAGCGGGCGAUAGCUUUGGAGGAUGAAAUUGCUGAGGUAACGAUACGGAUGAACGAAAAGUUUGCUGAUUCUACUAGGCUUAUUCGCGUCCUCGAAGCAAAAUGCGCUGCAGCCAACGAACAUGUCAUUCGACAGGAAGCAAAAGAGGCUGAGCUACAACGGGAUUUGGCCAACGCACAGAAUCGUUGCAAUGAGCUCCUUCGUUCUCACGUGGCUCAUGUUGAGCGCGUUUGCAAUCAUGUGCAUCCCCUCAUGACCGAGAGAUCCCUCCUGUCUGAGUUCCACCACUUCGUAGGUCGUCUUUUACUCUCGUUUGCCCAUCCACCCUUUUCCGCGACGGAUUAUGAGCAGUAUUUGAGCGAACAGCCUCAAAAUAGGAAAGUAUCCGAGGUUUCAGAUCCCAUAUCGGAAGCCCUCGAAGCAGAGGUGAAGAAACUGUUGGCCGAGAACCAGGAGCUUACUGAGAUGAAGCAAGUUUUAUAUUCCUUCUCGCGAGCUCUCAACAUUUUGAAAGAUGACCUAUUGACUCGCAUUGACGACCUCUCUGGGCACAACAUAAUACUUAAAAGCGACCUGAAAACAUGUCAAGAGGAGUUGGUGACGGAGCGUAAGCGGGCGAAAGAGCGAGAGCGUCAGCUUAUGCAACGCAUUCAGCACCUCACCAGUCGACUACGAGCCAUGGAGAAGUUACACGAGGGUAGAAGCGGUGGCGCUUUCACGAGAUGCGCCUCCCUGGAUCUGGAUGACGAACCCUUAACCGUCCAAGCGUCUCGACGAAGACGGACCCACAGCUGCUCUGCCGCCCUGCCGACAAUGAAGUUGUCUAAGCCGGAGCAGCAACAGAGGUCGGAUUCCCAAUCCUCACUCUGUAAAUAUGUGUCUCAGAGAGCGCCACCGGAUCGAGUUGGAAGUGACAGCAGUAGUUCAAGCGGUAGAACGCUGAAACUAACUAAACGGGAGAUCGCGCGGAUACUUGUGGAGCGCAAUUACUACAAAGAGCAUUAUCUGGAGGCAAAGAAUAGGUUGUAUACAAUUGAGGACACCUGUCGUGCUCAAGCCCCCGUCGAGCGCAUGCGCAAACGCGAGAUCGCAUCAGUCCUCCUUUCAAGAGUUUUCCAGUCGGUGCAUAACUUCGCCAGCGACGUAGCACAAGGCUUCGAUGGGCUUAUUGCUCCUGUGCCGCCACCGCCACCCAGUCGAACAUCAAUUGCCUUGUGGAAUAUACUCGGUAACUUCGUUGGACAAGCUGUGACGUACACAGCGGACGCGGUGAUCGGAACAGGACACGACCUGCCGCUAGAUGUUUCAAGACCAGUGAUAGCAGCCAACAUAAACUCCAGACUCCCUAUCGCUCCACCACAGCCAAGGAGCCAAUCGCCCUCAUGA